AAGUUUCUGAGUCCUGCUCCCGAUCGCGGUCAGCCCUCCCCCUGUGUGUGCGCGCGUGUGUGCGCGCGUGUGUGCGUGUGUGCGCGCAGCGGGGAAGGGGCGGGGAGACUGCAAGCGACCCGGAGAGGCUGCCGGGGGACUCGCCGGGCGGCAGCUCGGCGGUGCCACCUCCGAGCCCAGGGCGGCCUGGAGCGCGCCCAUCCGGUGCCCUGUGCAACUGUCCCGCACUGCCGCGUCCCGGUCACCACGGGGUCGGCGAGAAAGACCCACCCGCCCCAAACAUAAAGCCUGGAGGAUUACAAAGUGAAACUGACCCGGGACAAUAAAAGCAAAGAUUCCAGGGCAGGGGCGAGGCGCGUUCGGGGGCGCUGGUGCCCUCCACGGCCCGAGGAAGCGUCCCUGGCAUGGUGAGGGGAGGGGACUCCGGGUUAGCGCGCUGCUGCUGCUGCCCGACCCCCGCAACGCAGAAGAGGAAGGGGGACCCGCGCUCGGUGGAUGUACAAAUGAUGCCUGGGCGGAGGUGAAGGAUGCGGAGGAGAGCCAGCGGCCGCCUGGGCGGGACCUCGGGCUCCAAGCCGCAGUCGGCACAGUGGCAGCCCUCGGUGGCCUGGAGGGGACGGAACUGAAAGCUGCGGGAGCCGCGGUGGGGACGCGGUGCCCCGGCUGCCUCUGAGGCCACGGAAGCUCAAUUCGGGGACUAACGUCCUGCUUCCCCGAAGCGAUACUGGAGAAAAGUCCGCAUCACCAGCCUCGGGUUUUCCUGGAGUCCCCACUUGGUCCCCGGGGCUCAGGGGCGCUGCCACUUUGGCUCUACCCUCCUCGGAGUCUCCACUCCGGGUAAGUUUUAAAGUUUUCGGGGAGACCUGCCUGCUCUGAGUGACUCCUCAUAUCCCCAAAGUCCAGGCCGCCUCUCCCGGCCGGCUGCGCUCAGACCUGGGAUUCCAAUUAAAGUGACUGGGACUCUCAGGAGGUCUGUGGACUUUCGCAGCAGAGCCCGGGGAUGCCCGGCUGCAGGUCGCCUCAGCCUCUCCUCCACUGCGCGUCUCACCGGCCACCUGGAGCCUUUCCCUGCACUUCUGACCCUUGCUGAGUCCCCUGAACAGCAGGGGUCUCUGGCGGAGCUAGUAUUUUAUUGGCGCCAAUUAACCCUUGUAUAGCUCAUUCAGUUUCCUUCACCUUGCUUCUCUUCCUCCGGCGGUUCCCAGAAGCCAGGACCAUGAACUUGGCCACAGACCCGGCUCCUGGCCGCCGGUGGCUCCCCCUGAGCUCUCCAUCAGUGAGCCAGCUCCUGCGAGUCUGCGGGCUGCUAACGCUGCUCCCGGGAUUCGGUCGGGUCCACGCCGCGGAGCAGCGCCAGGUGUUCCAGGUCCUGGAAGAGCAGCCUCCCGGGACUCUGGUAGGCACCAUCCCCACGCGUCCAGGCUUCACCUACCGGCUUAGCGAAAGCCACGCCCUGUUCUCUAUAAACAGCAGCACCGGAGCACUGUACACCACCGCCACUAUCGACCGCGAGAGCCUGCCCAGCGACGUGGUCAACCUGGUGGUUCUCUCCAGUGCGCCCACCUACCCGACCGAAGUGCGCGUGCUGGUGCGGGACCUGAACGACAACGCCCCGGUUUUCCCAGACCCCUCGAUCGUGGUCACCUUCAAGGAGGACAGUAGCAGCGGGCGUCAGGUCAUCCUGGACACCGCCACGGACUCGGACAUCGGCUCUAACGGCGUGGACCACCGCUCCUACCGCAUCGUCCGCGGCAAUGAGGCUGGCCGCUUCCGCCUGGACAUCACCUUGAACCCCAGCGGGGAGGGCGCAUUCCUGCAUCUGGUGUCCAAGGGAGGGCUAGACCGGGAGGUCACGCCGCAGUACCAACUCCUGGUGGAGGUGGAGGACAAGGGUGAGCCGAAGCGGCGGGGCUACCUGCAGGUCAACGUCACGGUGCAGGACAUUAACGACAAUCCUCCGGUUUUUGGCAGUUCCCACUACCAGGCGGGGGUGCCUGAGGACGCGGCUGUGGGCUCCAGCGUCCUGCAGGUGGCGGCGGCGGACGCAGAUGAAGGCACCAAUGCGGACAUCCAUUAUCGACUGCAGGACGAAGGGACCCCCUUCCAGAUGGACCCAGAGACCGGGCUUAUCACGGUGCGCGAGCCCCUAGACUUCGAGGCCCGGCGACAGUACUCGCUGACUGUGCAGGCCGUGGACCGGGGCGUGCCCUCGCUCACUGGGCGCGCUGAAGCGCUCAUUCAGCUUCGGGACGUCAACGACAACGAUCCGGUGGUGAAGUUCCGCUACUUCCCCGCCACCUCGCGCUAUGCCUCGGUGGAUGAGAAUGCGCAGGUGGGCACUGUGGUGGCUCUGCUCACAGUGACUGACGCAGACUCCCCCGCGGCCAACGGGAAUAUCUCGGUGCAGAUUCUCGGGGGCAAUGAGCAGCGUCACUUUGAGGUACAGAGGAGCAAAGUACCCAAUCUGAGCCUCAUCAAGGUGGCCAGCGCCCUGGACCGCGAGCGCAUUCCUUCCUACAACCUCACUGUGUCCGUAUCGGACAACGCUGGGGCGCCCCCUACAGGCGAGUUUCAGGCGCGCUCCUCCGUGGCCAGUCUGGUGAUUUUUGUCAAUGACAUUAAUGAUCACCCUCCAGUCUUUGCGCAGCAAGUGUACAGAGUGAACCUGAGUGAGGAGGCACCUCCGGGAAGCUACGUGAGUGGGGUUUCUGCCACUGAUGGAGACUCUGGUCUUAAUGCUAACCUGCGUUACAGCAUCGUCUCUGGUAAUGGACUGGGCUGGUUCCAUAUUAGUGAACACAGCGGCCUGGUGACCACCGGGGCUUCUGGGGGCCUUGACCGUGAACUUGCUUCUCAGAUUGUACUGAACAUAAGUGCCCGAGACCAAGGAGUGCACCCCAAGGUGUCCUAUGCCCAGCUUGUGGUCACUGUCUUGGAUGUCAAUGAUGAGCAGCCAGUGUUUAGUCAGCCGGAAGGCUAUGGUGUGUCUGUGGUUGAGAACGCUCCCACUGGGACUGAGCUGUUAGUUCUUGGAGCAACUGAUGGGGAUUUGGGUGACAAUGGGACAGUAAGAUUCUCCCUGCAAGAAGCUGAGAGUGACGGGAGGCUCUUCCGCCUGGACCCAGUCUCUGGGAGGCUGAGUACUGUCUCCUCCCUGGACAGAGAGGAGCAAGCCUUCUACUCCUUGGUGAUUCUGGCUACAGACCUUGGCUCCCCUCCCCAGUCAUCCACAGCUCGUGUGAAUGUCAGUCUUCUGGAUAUAAAUGACAAUAGCCCUGUGUUCUACCCAGUCCAAUACUUUGCUCAUAUUCAGGAGAAUGAGCCUGGAGGUAGCUACGUCACCACAGUGUCCGCCACUGACCCAGACAUGGGUCCCAAUGGAACAGUCAAGUACAGUAUAUCAGCUGGGGACAGGUCUCGGUUUCAGAUCAAUGGUCACAGUGGGGUCAUUUCUACAAGAAUGGCUCUAGAUAGAGAAGAGAAAACAGCCUACCAGCUACAAGUAGUGGCUACCGAUGGGGGCAAUUUACAAUCUCCCAACCAGGCCAUAGUAACAGUCACAGUGUUGGACACACAAGACAACCCACCGGUGUUCAGCCAGGCUGCCUACAGCUUCGUGGUCUUUGAGAACGUGGCUCUGGGAUACCAUGUGGGCAGUGUGUCUGCAUCUACCAUGGACCUCAAUGCCAACAUCAGUUAUCUCAUUACCACUGGGGACCAGAGAGGUAUGUUUUCUAUGAAUCCAGUCACAGGGAAGCUGACCACAGCAAGUAUGAUUGACAGGGAAGAGCAGUCCUUUUAUCAGCUGAAAGUAGUGGCCAGUGGGGGUGCAGUGACAGGAGACACGGUGGUUAACAUAACGGUUAAAGAUCUGAAUGAUAAUGCUCCUCACUUCCCACAGGCGGUGGAGAGCAUAAAUGCUGUGGAGAACUGGCAGGCAGGGCACAGCAUCUUUCAGGCCAAAGCUGUGGACCCUGAUGAAGGUAUCAAUGGUAGGGUACUCUAUAGUCUAAGGCAGAACCCCAAGAACUUGUUUGCUAUUAAUGAACAGAAUGGUAAUAUUAGUCUGCUGGGUCCCCUGGAUGUCCAUGCUGGCUCCUACCAGGUAGAAAUCUUGGCCUCUGAUAUGGGUGUUCCCCAGCUUUCCUCCAGCGUCAUCUUAACUGUUUAUGUCCAUGAUGUGAAUGACAACCCACCGGUGUUUGACCAGAUCUCCUAUGAGGUCACCCUUUCUGAGUCGGAACCUGUGAAUUCUCGAUUCUUUAAAGUGCAAGCUUUUGAUAAAGACUCGGGUGCAAAUGGGGAGAUAGCAUACACCAUUGCUAAUGGGAACACAGGGGACGCCUUCGGCAUAUUCCCAGAUGGCCAGCUAUACAUAAAGAGUGAAAUGGACCGUGAACUUCAGGACAGAUACGUUUUACUGGUUGUUGCCUCUGACCGAGCAGUGGAACCCCUUAGUGCCACUGUAAAUGUCACUGUGAUUCUAGAAGACGUCAAUGACAACAGACCUUUGUUUAACAGCACCAAUUACACAUUUUACUUUGAAGAGGAACAGAGAGCUGGGUCAUUUGUAGGCAAAGUAAAUGCUGCCGAUAGAGACCUCGGGCCAAAUGGGGAAGUGAGGUAUGCUCUUGAGAUGGUGCAGCCAGAUUUUGAGUUGCAUGCCGUCUCUGGGGAAAUUAGGAGCACCCAUCAGUUUGAUAGAGAGUCACUUAUGAGGAGGAGAGGGACUGCAGUGUUUAGCUUUACAGUGAUAGCCACAGAUCAGGGCCUCCCGCAGCCCCUCAAGGAUCAGGCCACCGUGCACGUGUUCAUGAAGGACAUCAAUGACAAUGCUCCCAAGUUUUUAAAAGACUUUUACCAAGCUACAAUAUCAGAGACAGCAACCAAUUUGACCCAGGUCUUAAGAGUGUCUGCCUCAGACGUGGAUGAAGGGAGCAAUGGUCUCAUUCAUUAUUCUAUUGUCAAAGGCAACGAAGAGAGACAGUUUGCUGUUGAUAGUGCCUCUGGUCAGGUGACACUCAUAGGCAAGUUAGACUAUGAAGCGACCCCCACCUAUUCUCUGGUCAUCCAGGCAGUGGACUCAGGUACUGUACCCCUCAAUUCUACCUGUACCUUAAAUAUUGAUGUUUUGGAUGAAAAUGACAAUAGCCCCUCUUUCCCAAAGUCAACACUAUUUGUGGAUGUUUUGGAAAACAUGAGAAUAGGUGAACUCGUGUCCUCUGUCACUGCGACUGAUUCUGACUCAGGUGACAAUGCUGAUUUACACUACACUAUCACAGGAUCAAACAAUCAUGGGACUUUCAGCAUUAGUCCAAACACUGGGAGUAUCUUUCUGGCCAAAAAGUUGGACUUUGAAACUCAGUCUUUGUACAAACUAAAUAUAACAGCAAAGGACCAAGGGCGCCCUCCUCGGUCAUCCACAAUGUCAGUAGUGAUCCAGGUGAGGGAUUUUAAUGACAACCCUCCUAGCUUUCCUCCAGGAGACAUAUUCAAGUCUAUCGUGGAAAACAUCCCCGUUGGUUCGUCUGUCGUUUCUGUGACUGCUCAUGACCCAGAUGCAGACAUCAACGGGCAGCUCUCCUAUGCCAUCAUCCAGCAGGUGCCCCGAGGGAACCACUUCAGCAUAGAUGAGGUCAAAGGCACCAUCUACACCAGCGCUGAAAUUGACCGAGAAUUUGCCAAUUUGUUUGAGUUAACUGUCAAAGCCAAUGACCAAGCUGUGCCAAUAGAAACCAGGAGGUAUGCCUUGAAAAACGUGACCAUUCUGGUGACAGACCUCAAUGACAAUGUCCCAGUGUUUAUAUCACAAAAUGCCCUGGCAGCAGAUCCUUCAGCCAUGAUUGGUUCUGUCCUGACCACCAUCAUGGCUGCAGACCCAGAUGAAGGUGCCAAUGGUGAGGUAGAGUACGAGAUAGUCAAUGGGGACACAGACACCUUCACUGUGGAUAGAUACAGUGGAGACCUGCGUGUGACUUCUGCAUUGGUGCCUUCACAACUCAUCUAUAACCUCAUAGUGUCAGCCACAGACCUGGGCCCUGAGAGGAGGAAGUCAACCACUGAGUUGACUGUCAUCCUCCAGGGCCUGGAUGGGCCUGUUUUCACUCAGCCCAAAUAUAUAACCAUCUUGAAGGAAGGGGAGCCCAUUGGUACCAAUGUCAUAUCGAUAGAAGCAGCCAGCUCCAGAGGGUCUGAGGCCCCAGUGGAGUACUACAUUGUUUCUGUUCGAUGUGAGGAAAAGACUGUUGGACGCCUCUUUACCAUUGGACGGCAGACUGGUGUCAUUCAGACUGCAGCCAUCUUGGACCGAGAACAAGGAGCAUGCCUGUACCUGGUGGAUGUUUAUGCCAUAGAAAAGUCAUCUGCUUUUCCCAGGACACAGAGAGCAGAGGUAGAAAUAACCCUUCAGGAUAUCAAUGACAACCCACCAGUGUUUCCAACAGACAUGCUGGAUCUCACUGUGGAGGAGAACAUUGGAGAUGGAUCUAAGAUUAUGCAGCUGACAGCCAUGGAUGCUGAUGAGGGUGCAAAUGCUCUGGUCACAUAUGCUCUCAUUAGUGGUGCUGAUGACAGCUUCCGCAUUGACCCUGAGUCUGGAGACCUGAUAGCCACCAGGCGGCUGGACAGGGAGCGGCGAUCCAAAUACUCACUGCUGGUUCGUGCUGAUGAUGGCCUUCAGUCCUCAGACAUGAGGAUAAACAUCACCAUCAGUGAUGUGAAUGAUCACACCCCCAGAUUCUCCAGACCUGUCUACUCUUUCGACAUCCCAGAAGACACAAUCCCUGGCUCUCUGGUGGCAGCUAUUUUAGCUACAGAUGAUGACUCUGGUGUGAAUGGAGAAAUCACAUACAUCGUGAAUGAAGAUGACGAAGAGGGUAUAUUUUUCCUGAAUCCAGUUACAGGAGUCUUCAACUUGACCCGAGCCCUGGAUUACGAAGCACAGCAGUAUUACAUCCUCACUGUUCAAGCGGAGGAUGGUGGGGGACAGUUUACCACCAUUCGAGUUUACUUCAACAUCCUUGAUGUUAAUGACAACCCUCCUGUUUUCAGCAUGAAUUCUUACAGCACCUCCUUAAUGGAAAAUCUGCCCAUUGGAUCCACAGUCCUUGUGCUUAAUGUCACCGACACAGAUGAUGGCAUCAACUCUCAACUGGCCUACAGCAUUGCCUCAGGUGAUAGCCUUGGGCAGUUCACAGUGGAUAAGCAUGGUGUUCUCAAAGUCCUCAAAGCUCUGGACCGUGAAAGUCAGUCUUUCUACAACCUGGUGGUCCAGGCCCAUGACUUACCUCAGCCUCCUGCCACCAGGUUCACAAGUACCACUCAAGUCUCCAUCAUUUUAUUGGAUGUCAAUGAUAACCCACCCAUGUUUCUUUCCCCCAAGCUGACGUACAUUCCAGAAAACACACCAAUAGAUACUGUUGUUUUCAAGGCUCAAGCAACCGACCCAGACAGUGGCCCAAACAGCUAUAUCGAGUAUACUCUCCUGAACUCUUUGGGAAACAAAUUCAGUAUUGGGACCAUUGAUGGGGAGGUGCGGCUCACUGGAGAGCUGGACAGAGAGGAAGUUUCGAAUUACAGUCUAACUGUGGUGGCCACAGACAAAGGGCAGCCACCCCUGUCAUCCUCUGCAGAGGUUGUAGUCAUGGUCCUGGACAUUAACGAUAACAGUCCUGUUUUUGCGCAGUCUGUGUAUAGAGUGCAGAUUAAAGAGAACACACUCACGGGGACAGAUAUAAUCCAGGUGUCUGCAGCAGAUGGGGACGAGGGCACCAAUGGACAGGUUCGUUAUGGCAUCGUGGAUGGAAACACCCAUCAGGAGUUCAGGAUCGACUCUGUCACAGGGGUCAUCACCGUGACCAAGCCUUUGGAUAGAGAAACAACUCCUGCUUAUGUUCUAACAGUUCAGGCCUCAGAUCGGGGCAGCAGCCCCAGAACCGAUGCCUGUACUGUCACCAUCGCUCUACUGGAUGUGAAUGACUUUGUCCCCAUAUUUGAACUUUCUCCAUAUUCUGUGACUGUCCCUGAGAAUUUAGGAGCCCUGCCCAGAACCAUUCUCCAGGUGGUGGCAAGAGAUGAUGACCAAGGACCCAAUAGCCAGCUCUCCUAUGUUCUGCUUGCGGGGAAUGAAGACAGUGCCUUUGCCCUCACUGCCAAUGGAGAGCUUCGGGUGACUCAGAGUCUGGACCGGGAAACCAGGGAAAUCUUUGUCCUGGUGGUCACAGCUGCUGAUGCAGGGUUCCCUGCCUUGACUGGAACAGGAACAAUCAAUGUCAUUGUAGAUGAUGUCAAUGACAAUGUCCCCACAUUUGCCAGUAACACGCACUUCACCACAAUCUCUGAAGAUGCCCUGACAGGAACAGACGUGUUGUUGGUGAAUGCCUCAGAUGCGGAUGCAGCAGCAAAUGCGGUCAUAAGUUACAGCCUCGUGGGUGGAAAUUCGCAGUUCACCAUCAACCCAUCCACAGGUCAGAUCAUCACGAGUGCAUUGCUUGACAGAGAAACCAAAGAUAAUUACACUUUGGUAGUGGUUGCCAGCGAUGCUGGGUCCCCAGAGCCUCUUUCCAGUUCUACCAGUGUGUGUGUCACAGUGACUGACGUCAAUGAUAACCCACCACGGUUCCAGCAUCACCCGUAUGUCACACAUGUCCCAUCACCUACUCUUCCAGGUUCCUUUGUCUUUGCGGUCACGGUCACAGAUGCUGACAUUGGACCCAAUGCUGAGCUCCAUUAUUCCCUUUCGGGCAGAAACUCUGACAGAUUUCACAUCGAUCCCCUGAGAGGAGCAAUCAUGGCAUCUGGGCCACUGAGUGGAGCUUCUGAGGUGACAUUUUCGGUUCAGGUGAAAGAUGGUGGCUCAUUUCCAAAGACAGACUCCACCACCGUGACUGUUAGAUUUGCCAACAAAGGAGAUUUCCCCAAAGUCAGAGCCAAAGAACAAACAUUCAUGUUUCCAGAAAACCAGCCAGUGGGCACUUUGGUCACCACCAUCACAGGGUCCUCUUUGAGAGGAGAAACUUUGUCAUAUUAUAUUGCAAGUGGGAACCUGGGCAUUACUUUGCAAAUUGGUCCAUUAACAGGACAGGUGUCCAUCAGUCAGCCUUUGGAUUUUGAAAAGACACAAAAAUAUGUUGUGUGGAUUGAAGCCAGAGACGGGGGCUUCCCUCCCUUGUCUUAUGAGAAGCUUGACAUUACAGUGCUGGAUACCAAUGACAAUGCCCCGACUUUCAAAGAAGAUCCAUUUGUGGCUGAAGUAUUAGAAAACCUAUCUCCUCGAAAAAUACUUACUGUUUCAGCAAUGGACAAAGACAGUGGGCCAAAUGGACAGUUAGACUAUGAGAUCGUUAGUGGUAACAAAGAAAAUAGUUUUACCAUCAAUCAUGCAACAGGUGAAAUCAGGAGCAUUCGCCCACUAGACAGAGAAAAAAUAUCUCAUUAUGAGCUCACUGUGAAGUCUUCAGAUAAAGGGUCCCCUUCUCAGAGUACCUCAGUAAAAGUCAUCAUCAAUAUUUUAGAUGAAAAUGAUAAUGCACCAAGGUUUUCUCAGAUAUUCAGUGCCUAUGUUCCUGAAAAUUCCCCCUUGGGAUAUACAGUCACCAGGGUCACAACUUCCGAUGAAGACAUUGGCAUAAAUGCAGUUAGUAGAUACUCCAUAGUAGACGCAAGUCUCCCAUUUACAAUUAACCCCAACACAGGAGAUAUUGUCAUUAGUAGACCUUUAAAUAGGGAAGAUACAGAUCGUUACAGGAUCCGAGUUUCUGCCCAUGAUUCUGGGUGGACCGUGAGCACAGAUGUCACCAUAUUCGUGACAGACAUCAAUGACAAUGCCCCAAGAUUCAGCAGACCCUCUUAUUAUUUAGAUUGCCCUGAACUUACUGAGAUUGGCUCCAAAGUGACUCAAGUAUCAGCUACAGAUCCCGAUGAAGGGUCAAAUGGACAGGUGUUUUAUUUCAUCAAAUCUCAGUCAGAAUAUUUCAGAAUCAAUGCCACCACUGGUGAGAUUUUCAAUAAGCAGGUGUUAAAAUACCAAAAUGUCAGUGGUUUGGGUAAUGUGAACAUUAACAGGCAUAGCUUUAUUGUGACCUCUUCAGAUCGAGGCAAUCCAUCCUUACUCAGCGAGACUACAGUUACCAUCAACACAGUAGAUAGCAAUGAUAACCCACCUCAGUUUCUUAAAAGUAAAUAUUUUACUCCGGUCACCAAAAAUGUCAAAGUUGGCACCAAGUUAAUCAAAGUGACUGCGGUGGAUGACAGAGAUUUUGGACUGAACUCUGAAGUGGAGUAUUUCAUGUCUGAUGGGAAUCACUUCGGGAAGUUUAAAUUGGACAAUGAUACAGGAUGGAUUUCAAUAGCAUCUUCCUUGAUUUCUGACCUGAAUCAAAACUUCCUGGUCACAAUAACUGCAAAGGAUAAAGGCAACCCCCCACUUUCUUCCCAAGCAACUGUUCACAUAACAGUCACUGAAGAGAACUACCACACUCCUGAGUUUUCUCAGAGCCACAUGAGUGCCACCAUCCCUGAGAGUCAUGGCAUUGGGGCUGUGGUCAGAACUGUCUCUGCCAGGGAUCGGGAUGCAGCCAUGAAUGGGUUGAUUAGAUAUGACAUUUCUUCAGGAAAUGAAGGGGGCAUCUUUGCAAUUAAUUCCUCUACAGGUGUGUUAACACUGGCCAAAGCCCUUGACUAUGAGCUAUGCCAGAAACACGAGAUGACAAUCAGUGCCACAGACGGAGGAUGGGUCGCAAGGACAGGCUACUGCAGUGUGACUGUGAACGUGAUUGAUGUGAAUGACAAUUCUCCAGUGUUUGCUCCUGAUGAAUAUUUCCCUACUGUUUUAGAAAAUGCCCCUAGUGGAACCACAGUCAUUUACUUAAAUGCAACAGAUGCAGACUCUGGAGCCAACGCUGUCAUUGUGUACAGUGUGCAGUCAUCCGACAGUGAUCUGUUUGUCAUUGACCCCAACACAGGGGUCAUUACCACCCAAGGCUUCCUAGAUUUUGAAACCAAGCAGAGCUACCAUCUCACUGUGAAAGCCUUCAAUGUUCCUGAUGAAGAAAGGUAUAGCUUCGCCACCGUGAAUAUUCAGCUGAAGGGGACAAAUGAAUACGUGCCUCGGUUUGUUUCCAAACUGUACUACUUUGAAGUUUCAGAAGCAGCUCCCGAAGGGACUGUGAUUGGAGAAGUGUUUGCCAGUGAUCGGGACAUGGGUACUGAUGGGGAAGUACACUAUUUGCUCUUUGGGAACAGUAGGAAGAAGGGUUUCCAGAUCCACAAGAAGACGGGGCAGAUUUAUGUGUCUGGACUUCUUGAUAGAGAGAAAGCAGAAAGAGUGUCCUUGAAGGUCUUGGCCAAGAACUUCGGCAGCAUUCGGGGAGCAGAUAUAGACGAAGUCACUGUGAAUAUCACCGUGCUUGAUGCCAAUGACCCACCAGUGUUUAGUCUAAACAUCUACCGAGUCCAGAUCAGUGAAGGGGUCCCAACUGGGACACAUGUGACCUUUGUGAGUGCCUUUGACUCUGACUCUAUCCCUGACUGGAGCAGGUUUUCUUACUUCAUUGGAUCAGGGAAUGAAAACAGUGCCUUUUCCAUUAACCCACAGACAGGCCAGAUCACAGUUACCUCAGAGCUAGACCGGGAAACCCUACCUGUUUAUAAUCUCACCGUCUUGGCUGUGGAUUCAGGGACCCCUUCGGCGACAGGAAGUUCUUCCUUGCUAGUCACUCUGGAAGACAUCAAUGAUAACGGGCCGGUGUUGACCAUCAGUGAAGGGGAAGUUCUAGAAAACAAGCGCCCAGGAACUCUGGUGAUGACCCUUCAGUCCACGGAUCCUGACCUCCCCCCAAAUCAAGGCCCUUUCACCUACCAUCUGCUGAGCACAGGGCCAGCCACCAAUUAUUUCAGUCUGAAUACUGCUGGAGUUCUGAGUACAACCAGGGAGAUCGACAGGGAACAGAUCUCAGACUUCUAUCUGUCUGUAGUCACUAGAGAUUCUGGGGCUCCUCAGAUGUCUUCCACUGGAACAGUGCACAUCAGUGUUCUAGACCAAAAUGACAACCCCUCACAGUCCCGUACAGUGGAGAUAUUUGUUAAUUAUUAUGGCAACUUGUUUACAGGUGGGACUUUAGGCUCUGUGAAGCCUCAGGAUCCAGAUGUGUUAGACAGCUUCCACUGUUCCAUCACCUCAGGGGUCACCAGCCUCUUCAGUAUUCCAGUGGGUAGCUGUGACCUGAGCUCCCAGCCUAGGUCCACUGAUGGCACCUUUGAUCUGACAGUCCUCAGCAGUGAUGGAGUUCACAAUGCAGUCACCAACAAUAUCCGAGUGUUUUUUGCUGGAUUCUCCAAUGUUACAGUGGACAACAGCAUCUUGCUUCGUAUAGGUGUUCCCACAGUUAAGGACUUCUUGACUAACCACUACCUUCACUUCCUGCGCAUUGCUGGUUCCCAGCUCACUGGCUUGGGCACGACUGUGCAACUGUACGCGGCUUAUGAGGAUAGCAACAGAACGUUUCUCUUAGCAGCUGUGAAGGGAAAUAAUAACCAGUAUGUGAACCCUAGUGGCGUAGCCACCUUCUUUGAAAGUAUCAAAGAGAUUCUUCUUCGACAGAGUGGAGUCAAGGUGGAGUCUGUCGAUCAUGACCCAUGCAUUCACAGCCCCUGUCAGAACGGGGGCAGCUGCAUCCGAAAAUUGGCAGUGGGGUCUGCACUGAAGAGCCAGGAGAGUCUGCCUGUUAUCAUUGUGGCCAAUGAGCCUCUGCGGCCUUUCCGGUGCAAAUGCGCACCAGGCUAUGCCGGCAGCUGGUGUGAAGUAGACAUUGACGAAUGCCUUCCAGCCCCUUGCCACAAUGGCGGGACCUGCCACAAUUUAGUGGGGGGAUUUUCAUGCAGCUGCCCUGACGGCUUCUCUGGGAGAGCCUGUGAGAGAGACAUCAAUGAGUGCCUGCCCAGCCCUUGCAAGCAUGGGGCUGUCUGCCAGAAUUUCCCAGGAGGCUUCAACUGUGUGUGUAAAACCGGAUACACAGGAAAAAUGUGUGAAUCUUCUGUCAAUUACUGUGAAUGCAACCCCUGCUUCAAUGGUGGAUCCUGUCAGAGUGGUGUGGAGUCCUACUACUGCCACUGUCCGUUUGGUGUCUUUGGGAAGCACUGCGAACUGAACAGCUAUGGAUUUGAGGAACUUUCAUAUAUGGAGUUUCCCAGCUUGGACCCCAAUAACAACUAUAUUUAUGUCAAAUUUGCAACUAUUAAAAGUCAUGCUUUGUUGCUUUAUAAUUACGACAACCAGACAGGGGACCGGGCAGAGUUCUUGGCUCUUGAAAUUGCUGAAGAAAGGCUCAGAUUCUCCUACAACUUAGGCAGUGGGACAUAUAAACUCACCACCAUGAAGAAGGUGUCAGAUGGACACUUCCACACUGUAAUCGCUCGGCGAGCAGGAACGGCAGCUUCCUUAACUGUGGAUUCUUGUUCUGAGAACCAAGAGCCAGGAUAUUGCACUGUCAGUAAUGUGGCAGUUUCAGAUGAUUGGACUCUUGAUGUUCAGCCAAAUCGAGUCACAGUUGGAGGAAUCAGAUCCCUAGAGCCAAUUCUUCAGAGGAGGGGACAUGUGGAGAGUCACGACUUUGUGGGCUGCAUAAUGGAAUUUGCAGUCAAUGGAAGACCUCUGGAGCCCAGCCAGGCUUUGGCGGCACAAGGCAUUCUUGAUCAGUGUCCUAGACUGGAAGGCACCUGUGCUCACAACCCCUGCCAACAUGGAGGCACGUGUGUGGACUUCUGGUCCUGGCGACAGUGUGUCUGCUCCGAGGGUCUGACCGGGAAACUCUGUGAAAAGUCUGUCACUCCAGAUACUGCCCUAUCAUUUGAAGGCAAAGGACGCCUGGACUACCACAUGAGCCAGACUGAGAAACGGGAAUACUUGUUAAGACAGAGCCUACGGGACACCAUGUUGGAGCCUUUUGGUGUGAACAGUCUGGAAGUAAAAUUCAGGACACGGAGCGAGAGUGGCACUUUGAUCCAUGUCCAAGAGAGCAGCAAUUAUACCACGGUGAAGAUUAAGAAUGGAAAAGUACAUUUCACGUCAGAUGCAGGGGUUGCCGGGAAAGUGGAGAGAAACAUUCCGGAAGUGUAUGUCUCUGAUGGCCACUGGCACACCUUCCGAAUAGCGAAAAAUGGAAGCACCACAGCUUUGUCUGUGGACGGAAUAUAUAACAGAGAUAUUAUCCGUCUCACUCAGGACUUUGGUGGCCUCGAGGUGCUCACCAUCUCUCUUGGUGGAAUCCCACCCAACCAAGCCCAUCGAGACACACAGACAGGCUUCAAUGGCUGCAUCGCAUCGGUGCUCUAUGGUAAAGAGAGUCUGCCUUUCAGCGGGAAACACAGCUUGGCUUCCAUCUCCAAAACAGAUCCCUCGGUGAAGAUUGGCUGUCGGGGUCCCAACAUAUGUGCCAGCAACCCCUGCUGGGGUGACCUGCUUUGUAUCAACCAGUGGUAUGCCUACAAGUGUGUCCCCCCAGGUGACUGCGCAUCCCACCCCUGCCAGAAUGGUGGCAGCUGCGAGCCAGGCCUACACUCAGGCUUCACCUGCAGCUGCCCAGAGUCACACACUGGGAGGACCUGCGAGACGGUAGUGGCCUGCCUUGGCGUCCUCUGUCCUCAGGGGAAAGUGUGCAAGGCUGGGAGUCCUGGGGGACACGUGUGUGUCCCGACUCAGGGCCCGGAAGAGAUCUCUUUGCCUUUGUGGGCCGUGCCUGCCAUCGUGGGUAGCUGUGCCACGGUCCUGGCAUUGCUGGUCCUCGGCUUGAUACUGUGUAAUCAGUGCAGGGGAAAGAAGCCCAAAAACUCCAAAGAGAAGAAACCCAAGGAGAAAAAGAAAAAAGGCAGUGAGAAUGUUGCUUUUGAUGACCCAGACAACAUCCCACCCUACGGGGAUGACUUGGCAGUGAGGAAGCAACCCGAGGGGAAUCCCAAGCCUGACAUCAUUGAGAGGGAGAAUCCUUACCUGAUCUACGACGAGACCGACAUCCCCCACACCUCAGAGACCAUUCCCAGCGCCCCACUGGCUUCCCCGGAGCAGGAGAUCGAGCACUAUGACAUUGAUAAUGCCAGCAGCAUUGCCCCCUCGGACGCAGACAUCAUCCAACACUACAAGCAGUUUCGCAGCCAUACUCCCAAGUUCUCUAUCCAGAGGCACAGCCCCCUGGGCUUCGCCAGGCAGUCCCCCAUGCCCUUGGGAGCAAGCAGUCUGACCUACCAGCCUUCUGCCUAUGGCCAGGCAUUGAGAACCAGCUCUCUCAGUCACUCGGCCUGUCCCACUCCCAACCCCCUGUCUAGGCACAGCCCAGCUCCUUUCUCCAAAUCCUCUACUUUCUACCGGAACAGCCCGGCUCGGGAACUUCACCUUCCUCUGAGAGAUGGCAGUACUCUGGAAAUGCAUGGUGACAGCUGCCCUCCUGGCGUGUUCAACUAUGCCACCAGGCUGGGGAGGAGGAGCAAGAGUCCCCAGGCCAUGGCUUCCCACGGUUCGAGACCCGGGAGUCGCCUCAAACAGCCAAUUGCACAGAUCCCUCUUGAAUCAUCGCCUCCAGUGGGACUCUCCAUUGAAGAGGUGGAAAGGCUCAACACCCCUCGCCCCAGAAACCCCAGUAUCUGCAGUGCAGACCACGGGAGGUCAUCUUCAGAGGAAGACUGUCGAAGACCCCUGUCCAGAACCAGGAACCCAGCGGAUGGCAUCCCUGCUCCGGAAUCUUCUUCUGACAGUGACUCCCACGAUUCCUUCACAUGUUCUGAAAUGGAAUAUGACCGGGAGAAGCCCAUGGUCCACACCUCUAGGAUGCCCAAGUUAUCGCAAGUCAAUGAAUCAGAUGCGGAUGAUGAAGAUAAUUAUGCAGCCAGACUGAAGCCCAGAAGGUACCACGGCCGCAGGGCUGAGGGGGGUCCUGUAGGCACUCCCUCAGCAGCUCCUGGUGCCUCUGACAGUACCCUGAAGCUUGGGCAGCAAGCAGGCAAUUUCAGCUGGGACAACCUUUUGAACUGGGGGCCGGGCUUUGGCCAUUACGUGGAUGUCUUUAAAGAUUUGGCUUCUCUCCCAGAAAAGGCAGCAGGUAAUGAAGAAGGUAAAGGUGGGACAACUAAGCCAGCCCCCAAAGACGGGGAGGCAGAACAGUAUGUGUGAGGUAUACCUACUUGGCAACACACAAAGCAUUGUGCCAUUGCCCACUAGAUUGGGUCGCUUUUGUAGAACAGGCCAGUAUAGACUAGUGGCCAUGGGAAAUGUUUAAAAUAAUAACCACAAAGCUGCUCACACAGACUCAAAUGACUCUAAUUUAAAUGUGCUUAGAUGAACCAUCCUUCUGCAUGCAUUGUGUUUUGUGAUGAGUUUGGGGCAUGCAGCAUUUGGGAAGUUUUGCUUCUUUACCAGUGUUUGGUUUGCGGGUUUUGCAGUUAAUACUGUUACUGUUGCAGACAUGAACUUGUGCUUUCACAGUGGGUGUGUGUAUUUGUUUCCAUUGUAGUAUUAUAAUUGUGUUUUCCAUUGCAAGUUCACUUAGGUUUAACCAUCCCUUGUAAAGUGUAGGAAGGAGCCUUCACAUCCUUGGAUGAAAGACUAUGUAUUAAUACUUCAGAUGUAUAGCUUCCAUAUGCAGUGUUGCUCAGACAUGGCUGAGUGUUUGCUUAUUUUCCAUGACGGUGGGUACUAAGAUUAAGUCAUUUUGUUCGGCACUUUAAUGCUUUCUUACAAAACUGUGUUGACACUUGGGUAUCUCUGUGCAAACAGUCACAGCCUCCUGACUUACCUCAGGCUUCCUCAAGGAACAAGAUGACUGACGUUGUCCCCAGAACACAGCCACUCCUUCUGCGGACCGAUGCUCUUAGCAGCACCUUCUAAGAGACAGUUUUUUAAAAAGUUAUUUAUUGAAAAGAAAGUUCUAUGCUUUUAACGUGUAAGGAAUUGACCCAAGCAUUUUUUCUUAUUUUCCAGCCAUUCAACAUUUACCCCAAGUACCCAGUUUUAUAAUUUAUAUAAAGUCAAAUUGCAAGGUUUCUUACUUUCUGUCAUUUUGUAGGUCAUUUUUUAAUACUGUGUAAAAACUUUUUUUUUACACCUGAGCUGUGUUUUUGAUACUGAUAUUUUCUUAUGCUGAAAACUUUUCUUGCUUUCAGGGAAGGUAAGAAAAGAACUUUUUUACAUUUGUUACUUAUGUAACAUUCGUAUCUUUCACAGUUUGAUAUCUGUAAUAUACUGUAUGCUUUCUACCUGUAAAUGCCAACAAUAGAAUUAAAAUAUUUAUUUAAAA
Messenger RNA from Nannospalax galili (Upper Galilee mountains blind mole rat), 17279 nucleotides. Its product is annotated as protocadherin Fat 4-like. Gene Ontology annotation, cellular component: cell-cell junction; plasma membrane. The record is from RefSeq and is a predicted model, not a curated record. Gene Ontology annotation, molecular function: calcium ion binding. Lineage: Eukaryota; Metazoa; Chordata; Mammalia; Rodentia; Spalacidae. Gene Ontology annotation, biological process: homophilic cell-cell adhesion.